This is a messenger RNA of Haemonchus placei, 156 nucleotides long. NCBI's taxonomy places the organism in Eukaryota, Metazoa, Nematoda, Chromadorea, Rhabditida, Trichostrongylidae. The record is from the annotation of a GenBank genome assembly.
AUGCACACCAAAGAGUUAAAAUAUGAAAUGGUACAGAUGUUUUUAUCAGGGAGAGUGGAUCCGAAGCGGCCGGUGACGCUGAUUCGAAAAAGCGACUCGGUGGCCAAUGAUUCCCAAGUUGACAAUUCGGCUGCUAUCGAUGCUAUCGAAAAGUAA